Molecule: messenger RNA, 1211 nt
Organism: Alnus glutinosa
Lineage: Eukaryota; Viridiplantae; Streptophyta; Magnoliopsida; Fagales; Betulaceae
Product: cycloeucalenol cycloisomerase
Exons: 8
Coding region: 151-1020 (289 amino acids)
Molecular function (GO): cycloeucalenol cycloisomerase activity
Source: RefSeq, a predicted model, not a curated record
GGCACUAUCUAUCUGCGAGUGUGUAGCAGCUCAACAGCCCCAGAGCAUCAACGGCGCAUUCAAGACUAGACUUGAUCAUCAGCAAAGUUCACUCUCUCAGUCAGUCCCAAAAUCCGAACAGCAUUUUUAAAUCCAGAUCCGAAUACCCAAAUGCGGGGUGCGGAAUCGGAUUGUCGUUUUUCCAGCUUAUGGCUCGCGCCUGACCCGAGCAAGCGAUGGGGCGAGCUGUUCUUCCUCGGCUACACUCCCUUUUGGCUCACUCUCUGCUUGGGAAUCGUCGUGCCGUUCAGGCUCUACGAGAGAUUUACAGAAUUGGAGUAUCUGCUUCUGGGAUUGGUUUCAGCAGUUCCUUCUUUCUUGAUACCAAUGCUAUUUGUUGGAAAGGCUGAUAGCAGUAUGUCUUGGAAGGAUCGGUAUUGGGUCAAGGCCAGUCUCUGGAUUAUAAUCUUUAGCUAUGUUGGGAAUUACUUUUGGACCCACUAUUUCUUCACAGUUUUGGGAGCUUCUUAUACUUUUCCAUCAUGGAAGAUGAACAACGUACCACACACAACUUUCCUUCUCACACAUGUUUGCUUUCUAUUUUAUCAUGUUACAUCAAACAUAACACUUCGCAGACUACGGCAUUCUAUUGCUGACUUGCCAGAGAAAGUUCGAUGGAUGACUGAGGCUGCGUGGAUAUUGGCUCUUGCUUAUUUCAUAGCAUACCUCGAGACUAUAGCCAUUUCCAAUUUCCCUUAUUAUCAAUUUGUGGACCGGGCAUCUAUGUACAAAGUUGGGUCCCUGUUUUAUGCCAUCUACUUCAUUGUAAGCUUCCCCAUGUUUCUGAGAAUUGAUGAGAAACCUGGUGAUCCAUGGGACUUGCCCAGAGUUGCUGUUGAUGCUUUGGGUGCCGCAAUGUUGGUUACGAUAAUACUUGAGUUGUGGCGCAUCUUUCUAGGACCUAUUAUUCCUAUUUCAGAUUCAAAACAGUGCCAUCAACCAGGACUGCCAUGGUUUCCUGGACAUGUCAAUGAAACUUGACAGAUGAAUCUGCACAGCAGUGAUCCGAGUUAACUUCCCAGCCACAGAAGUAACCAAUAUAUGGAUUUUCUUCUUGUUGAUGCUCUAAUGUCUGCUGUACUUAAUUAGAUCAUUGGUUAAACUUCCCAUUUCUGGGGGAUUUUUGGCAUUGUAUCAGCAAGAGGUAAACAAUCUAAGAGUUCAUUUGGCCC